Molecule: messenger RNA, 1015 nt
Organism: Doryrhamphus excisus (bluestripe pipefish)
Lineage: Eukaryota; Metazoa; Chordata; Actinopteri; Syngnathiformes; Syngnathidae
Product: beta-crystallin B3
Biological process (GO): visual perception; lens development in camera-type eye
Molecular function (GO): structural constituent of eye lens
Source: RefSeq, a predicted model, not a curated record
GCCCUCCAAUGGCUCAACCCCAUCAAAACACCAAGUGGUACUGAAAACGAAGGACGCCACCACUUCUUAGCAGGCGUACCCCAGAGGAGCGUUUGGGAGGAUGUCAGACCAACAAAGUGCUCCAGAGCAGCUGGCUGCUGGGAAGAGCCAAGGUGGAGCUGGAGCCACAUAUAAGGUGGUGCUUUUUGAAUUUGAGAACUUCCAAGGAAGCAAGGCUGAAUUUUCGGCAGAAUGUAAAGAUGUACUAGACAAAGGCCUCAAGAAAGUUGGCUCGGUGAUCGUUGAAUCUGGACCUUGGGUGGGUUAUGAUCGCCAUGGCUUCACAGGGGAACAAUUCAUCCUGGAGAAAGGCCAGUACCCUCGCUGGGAUACGUGGACCAACAGUCAGAACAGCUACUCCCUUUUGUCUCUCAGACCACUCAAGGUGGUUGUGAACCCGUCUCAAGACAAGACAACGCAGGACCCUUUGACCACCAAAGAUGGAACAGACCACAAGCUGCACCUCUUUGAGAAUCCUGGAUUUACCGGAAAAAAAAUGGAGAUUAUCGAUGAUGACGUCCCCAGUUUGUGGGGCCACGGUUUUCAGGAUCGUGUCGCAAGCGUCAAAGCUCUUAACGGAACGUGGGUCGGAUACAUGUACCCCGGCUAUAGGGGGCGCCAGUUUAUAUUUGAACAAGGGGAUUUCAAGCACUGGAAUGACUGGGACGCCCCCGUACCGCAGAUCCAGUCUGUUCGACGUGUGCGGGAUAUGCAGUGGCACAAGAGGGGCUGCUUCUCCGCUGCGGACCCGACUCCAGCUCCGGCUCCCGCUCCGGACCCAGACCCCGCUCCGGUGCCCCCUGCUCCGACUGCCAAAGCCAGCUGAGCAGAAUCCCAACCAGCUUCCUAUUCAUCCUCUCCCUUGCUCCAUGCAGAGCCGACCCGCUGCCUUCACUAACCAUGACAGAUGCCGCUUGUGCCCACAAAGGAGUGCCAUGUACGUUUCAGUCGCCAAUAAAACCUAUUUGACAUGGAA